Sinocyclocheilus grahami is the source of this 3645-nucleotide messenger RNA. RefSeq names its product low-density lipoprotein receptor-related protein 1B-like. Lineage: Eukaryota; Metazoa; Chordata; Actinopteri; Cypriniformes; Cyprinidae. The record is from RefSeq and is a predicted model, not a curated record. Gene Ontology annotation, molecular function: low-density lipoprotein particle receptor activity; protein binding; calcium ion binding. The annotation marks the transcript as partial. Gene Ontology annotation, cellular component: signaling receptor complex; plasma membrane. The transcript has 24 exons.
AGCCAGUAACAUGCAACUCAAAAAAUUUCAUCUGUGCCAACGGAGAGUGCAUCUCCUCUCGCUUCCGCUGCGACGGUGACUUCGACUGCACCGAUAACUCUGACGAGAGAGGCUGUGAGAGCCACUGCUCCGAGGAUCAGUUCCAAUGCCUGAAUCAUCUCUGUAUCUCAGUCAAAUGGCUCUGUGAUGGACAGGAAGACUGCAAAACCGGGGAAGAUGAGGCCAACUGCAGCCCUGCCAACACUGCCAUGACAGCUCGGCCGACGUCUUGUGCUCAGAACGAGUAUGUUUGUGUUGGAGGAGGUUGCGUGUCGGCUGGUCAACGCUGUGACGGACAAAAUGACUGUUCAGAUGGAUCUGAUGAGGUGGACUGUAUCCGGGAGUGUAAGGAGGACGAGUUCCUGUGUCGGAAUCGGGCACACUGUGUUGCCGCUCGCUGGAGGUGCGACAGAGUCUUUGACUGCUUGGAUCAAAGUGACGAGGACAACUGUGACCAGGAGUCGUUGACUUGCCGCGCAGACGAGUUUGUUUGCAACAACACGCUGUGUAAACUGCUGGUCUGGCUGUGUGAUGGUGAGGAUGACUGCGGAGACAACUCUGACGAAGACUCAAACAUGUGUGGAAAGUUGCCAUGUCCUCCAAACAGACCCUUCCGCUGCAGGAAUGACCGAGUAUGUCUGCGGACCGAACAAAUCUGCAACGGAGCGAACGACUGUGGCGACAAUUCAGACGAAGACGACUGUGCGGAUGUGGUCAAAAGGCCAAGGCCGUGCAGGAAGACCGAAUUCUCCUGUGCCAAUCACCGCUGCAUCCCAGCCGAGCUCCAGUGCGACGACUUCGACGAUUGUGAAGACGGCGGAUCGGAUGAGCGCGACUGUAAGGCAUAUUCUGUCGAUGGUGCGUGUCGAGGACGGGCCGACUUGUGCGGAGACGACGCUUUCUGCAACCAUACGAAAACACCUUCAGUCUGUCAAUGUAAAGCUGGAUUUCAGAGAAACCAGAAGACCAAGCAAUGUGAAGAGGUGAACGAGUGUCUGUGGUUCGGAAGCUGCUCGCAGUACUGCACCAACACCAAGGGCUCAUACAAGUGCACUUGUGACCGAAACUUCAAGGAGAUCCAUGGGGAAUGCAUCACAAAAGGACCAGAAGAUCAGAUUCUCUAUGUAGCCAAUGACACCGAAAUCCGCAGUUUUGUGUAUCCAUACAACCAAACUCACGGACACACUCAACUGGCCCGAAUCUCAGACAGCGCUCGCAUCAUCGGCAUGGACGCGCUAUUUCACCAUCACAAGUUUGUGUGGGCCACUCAGUUUAACCCCGGGGGGAUCUUUUACAAAGACCUCCAGGACAGAAACCCAAUCACAUCAAACAGUGGAGUCAUAUGUCCAGACUUCCGGAGGCCCCGGGACAUCUCGGCCGAUUGGGUGACGGGGAACCUGUACUGGACGGAUCACUCCCGAAUGCACUGGUUCAGCUACUAUACGGCACAUUGGCGCCGACUUCGCUACUCCAUUAACGUGGGACAGCUGGGGGGUCCCAACUGCACCCGGCUCAUCACAGAUAUUGAUGGGGAACCUUUCGCUAUUACCGUUAACCCUGUAUGCGGGAUGGUCUACUGGACUGUGAUUGGUGACCACUCUCACAUUGAAGAGGCCGCCAUGGAUGGGUCCUUGCGUCGCAUUUUGCUGGAGAGGAACUUGCGUAGACCGACGGGACUUGCAAUUGACUAUUACAACCAGCGGCUGUACUGGUCAGACUCUGAGCUGUCUCAGAUCGGAAGCGUGCGUUUCGAUGGCUCUGAUUCGCUGGUGGCUGCUAGCAGUCGAGAUGGAAUUUCUCAACCCUUCCGAAUUGACCUGUUUGAGGACUACAUCUACGGGGUCGGCAUGAAGCACGAUGUCUUCAGGGUUCAUAAAUAUGGGAAGUCGCCUGCCGAGAAGCUCAGUCUGGGUGUGGAGAGAGCGUCUAGCAUCUUGGUCUUCCAUCGGUACAAAGAACAGGAGGUGUCCAACCCAUGUGCAAAGAUGCAUUGCGCUUUCCUUUGUCUCCUGAACCCCAGUGGGGCCAGAUGUGUGUGUCCUGAGGGGAAAAUUCUGCUGAACAGGACCUGCACGGACACCAACAUCUCAGGAGAUCUUUGUCAUCCGGCCUGCGAGAAUGGAGGUCGGUGUAUCACCAAUGAACGAGGGGAAUCACGCUGCUUCUGCUGGCCAAAUUACUCUGGGGAACGAUGUGAGAUCAGCCACUGUAAGGACUACUGCCUCAAUGGAGGCACUUGCACGGGAUCUCCAUUAGGAAAGCCCACGUGUCGCUGCGCUCUGGGUUUCACUGGUCCUCUGUGUGAGAAGCGUGUUUGUGACGGUUACUGUCUGAACGGAGGCACAUGUGACAUGACCCUAGGGAACCAACCCGUGUGCCACUGUCUGGCAGAAUACACCGGAGAACGCUGUCUACACCAUAUUUGUCACCAUUAUUGUGUGAACUCCAAAGGCUGCACACUGUCCGGCUCUGGAUACGUGGAGUGCGUGUGUCCCACCCGCUACGAGGGGCCGAAAUGUGAGACGGACCGGUGUCUCCGCUGCAGAGGGGCCCCGUGUAUCGUAGACGAAGAGACUGGAGAUGUCGCCUGCAACUGUACGAAUGGCAGAAUCGCAGCCAGCUGUCAGUUGUGUGACGGAUACUGUUAUAACGGCGGAACCUGCCACCUCGACUCCGAGACGGGCCUGCCGUUCUGUCAGUGCUCUGCAAACUGGUCAGGAACACAGUGCGAAAGACCCGCAACCAAGACCAACCGCUCAGAAAACUUUAGCGGGCGGAGUAUUGCCAUAAUAGUGCCUCUAGUUCUUCUUGUAUGCAUUAUCGCCGCUGUUGCAGUGGGACUCCUUAUUUGCAAAAGAUGUCGAAGAGGUAAGCAGGUUCAGCGGCAGCCCAUGGCGAAUGGUGGCUUGAACGUGGAGAUCGGGAAUCCGUCCUAUAACAUGUACGAAGUUGACCAUGACAAUCACGUAGAUGUGGGAAGCUUUCUUCAUCCCAGCUUUACCCUUGACCCUCAUAAGUUUGUUUUUCAGGGCUGGUGUGUGAAGUCAAGCGACCCGCGCAAUUUACCCCCUGUGCGCCCAAUGACUGCACACACUUUACCCAUCCAGAACGUUCCAAAGGAACUCAUUCCAGGACAGGCCAUGAACUAUUCAAACCCCAUCUAUUCAAAGAUGACAUACCAUGACGGACAGCACUGUCGAAAACCAGUCAUCAACCUCGACAUGAGACGCGAUUUACUCCCAAAGAGACUGGAAACGACAAUUCGAGAAACGGCAGCGUAACCUAGCUUUUCCACAACCUGCUUUGUUUUUUUUAUAACGAUCUGUAUAAAAUGUAUAAAAAAAAUAAAAACUUUUUAUGUCCAGUCAGGUUAAAUCAUCUCACUUUGCAUUCCACAUAUAUGUGCCGGUUUUCGUUUUAGUUUAUUUCUGUUGCAACCAAAAUAUCUUUUUAUAAAUGACAAAUGCCGUGUUUUUCUUUGCUUUGUGACUUUGUAUAUGCACUACACGAAUACGAAAAAAUGAAACGGACAAAGCUGCUCAAUCUUAAAAGGCUUUAUAUACAUUUAAAGAUAAUUUUAUAUAGGUUUAUUUACCUACACACUAU